AUGUCUUUCCACCCCCAAACUCCCCAAAGUCCCUCGCAAUUCUCGCCCGCAACCUCUUCGGAUCCCUCCCUCGGCUCGUCCGGCUCUGUGGCCGCCGCGGGAACAGGAACGACGACCUUGCCGACUCCUGCACACAGCGUCAACGGCAGCUCCUCGCACCCCGACUCCAUCAUGCUCGACGACUCACCGCACAAGCGAAAGCGGCCCCUCGAAGAUGUCGGCGACGACCGCGACCUGAAAAAGGCUCACAUUGACGACUACAAGCUCGCCAUCGAAGACCUGCACCGGGACGUGGGCCUGAAAUACCUCCUUCUGAAAUCUCCGCAUCCCGAGUCUCUUCCUAGCACGUCGGAAGAUCUCUACGACAUGUUCGACUUGGCCAAUCUGGCCGCCGAAGUCGCCAGAGAGAAGCCAAACGGCGAGAAGAACGCGCUCCGCAAGACGUACAAGGGUCACAUUAAGCGGCUGGGCGUCACUGGGCACUUUGAUGUCCAGAAGAAGAAGGAGGACUCGCCCUCGGAUUUCCUAGCCAUGCUGCAGGUUCCCGACCACGAAUGGAACGUCCACAUGGUCAAGGGCCGUUCUCUCAUGGAUGGCUUGUCGGAGCUGACCCAGUCGUCCUUGGGCCGCGCCUUGACUAUGGCCAAGGGCCCAGUCGCGAAAUCUGUUUGGGACACGUCGGUGUUAGGGGACAUUGGCCCAUCUAAUGGUGAUAGUUCGAAGGCACCGUCCGCGAAACCGACGGCGCCAAACACGCCUCUAAUAUCCAUGCCUGGAGCGGCCAUCAACCGGCACAAGUCUCAGCUGUCGUCUGGCUCAAAUGCCGCACGACCUCAGCGCAGCAUCAAGAAGCGAUCCUAUGGCGACAGCAGCUACGAAGGAUACGGCGAGGGAUUCCCCGACGACGACACUGGCCUUGAAACAGGCUACUCUACGGGAGAAGGUGAAGGAGGCCAGAAGCGCCGCAAGAAGAGUUCAGGAAACACACCGCCCUACCCGAGCGCCAUGCGCCAAUCGAGCUACGGCCCUGGAAUGGUCGGAGUAUGA
This is a messenger RNA of Trichoderma breve, 1047 nucleotides long. RefSeq names its product rox3 mediator complex subunit domain-containing protein. The record is from RefSeq and is a predicted model, not a curated record. Gene Ontology annotation, molecular function: transcription coregulator activity. Lineage: Eukaryota; Fungi; Ascomycota; Sordariomycetes; Hypocreales; Hypocreaceae. The transcript is spliced from 3 exons. Gene Ontology annotation, cellular component: mediator complex. The coding region runs from base 1 to 1047 and encodes 348 amino acids. Gene Ontology annotation, biological process: regulation of transcription by RNA polymerase II.